GUUGAGAAAAUCUCAAACAUUCAUGUAAAUGUGACGCAGAAAGGAGCUAGAAAAUACAUUAAUUUAAUUAUUAAUUAAUUACGUUCUUUUUGUUUGCAAAAUGGAGCAUUCAGCUCCGUCGCCGGAAAAAGAAGACGAAGACUUACACGGCGGCGACGAUGAAGUGAUGAGCGAAGUCCACCUCGGAUGCCCACCCGGAUUCUCCGGACCUCACAUUUCCCGGUUCACCAUUUCCCUUCCACUCCCACACGAUCUUGAUCACAGCAAACAAAUUCAUGAAGAAUCAGAAACUCCGAUUCUAGAAUUCGAUCAAGACGGUGACCUAGUUCUACCUCGUCGUCGCACCAAAGAAGCAAAUGUAUCAUGUGAUGAUAAUAGGUAUUGUGUGAGAAUUCAGCAUAAUAUCACUUCCUCGAUUCCGAAUGUUGGCUUGCAAGUUUGGAGAGCCGAAUUGGUGUUAACUGAUUUUAUAUUGCAUAAAGCAUUGUGUUCAUCUGAGUCUCAUGGAGUUACUGCGAUUGAACUUGGCGCUGGAACUGGCUUGGCUGGUUUGUUACUUGCACGUACUGCAAAGAAAGUGUUUGUAACAGAUCACGGGUAUCAAAUACUUGACAACUGUGUGAAGAAUGUUCAGCUUAAUCGCGGAUUAUUGAAUAAUCCAGCUACAGUUUAUGUACAUGACCUUGAUUGGUUUGAUUCCUGGCCUCCCAGAGCCAGAGUAGGAGAAGCUACUUGCACUCAUAGAUAUUCUUGGACUUCAAGAGAUAUUGAAGAUGCAGAAAAUGCUACUUUGCUGAUCGCUGCUGAUGUUAUUUAUAGUGAUGACCUGACCGAUGCAUUCUUCAGUAUUUUAGAGAGAUUAAUGUCAAGGGGCUCAACUAAGGUGUUAUACAUGGCACUGGAAAAGCGAUACAACUUCAGUUUUUCCGAUCUUGAUGUCGUUGCAAAUGGAUAUUCACAUUUUCGCAGCUAUCUCAGGGAUGAGGAUGCAAUUGAAAGCUUCAAGUCUACAAGCAUGCCUAAUUUUGUGGGAAUGAAAAUGGACAUCUCUCAAAUUCCGCAGUAUGUUAAAGAAUAUGAAAGAACACACGAUGUUGAGAUUUGGCGCAUCAAGUACUGUGGACCAAAACAUGAAACCUCAGCUAUCCCAGGAUAAAAAUUGAAGUUGAAUUCUUAUAUUACCAAUGUUAUUUAUUUUGCUCAAUUUUAUAAAACUAAUUAAAAUGCAGUUAUUUUAUUCAACUGCAUAAUAAUAUUAUUAGGGGACUUUUUGGAAUUUGAAAAUUAUCUGUAAGAGUGCCAAACAUCAUGUUUGAGUUAGAUGAGAAUGUUUGUCAUGUUCGCUUGUUGUUUAGUUUUGGUUCAGAUACCUUUGAUUGUUUGUGCUGGUGGGAACAGUGCAUUUGCUUUGAAGAUUGUAGUAAAAGGGUCCAACUUUGAGAUUCCUUGACUAAUACUCUGGUUGGCACAACUAAUGAAAACGAUGACAGAUCUUAAAUCAGCACUUUGAAUAAUUAUUAAAUUAAAUUAAACUAAACAGGCAAAUCAACAAGUGCAUUUAAGGCUGUAAUUCUCCAUCUUUAUCAGAGGAAGAGGGAUCAAGAAUAAAAGGUUGAAGCUUCUCUGUAAGCUGUUUAUUUUGCCAAGUUUAAAAAAAAAAAAAAAAAAUUAAGCAUAGCAUUAUUUUCAUUUAAAAAGUUAAGCAUAGCAUUAUCUUAUUUUUUUUUGUAGAUCAUAUUUUUCUUUUUGACCUAGUUAUCGAAAUAUUGAGUCC
Molecule: messenger RNA, 1774 nt
Organism: Vicia villosa (hairy vetch)
Lineage: Eukaryota; Viridiplantae; Streptophyta; Magnoliopsida; Fabales; Fabaceae
Exons: 9
Coding region: 101-1156 (351 amino acids)
Biological process (GO): protein methylation
Cellular component (GO): nucleus
Molecular function (GO): protein methyltransferase activity
Source: RefSeq, a predicted model, not a curated record